AAAAGGCAUUAAAGCUUGUUAGCUCUGUUGCUUAGUAAGUAGAAAGAUAAUACAGUAACAGAAGAAAAUAAAGAAGAUGAAGGACCAAAUGCAAAGCUUGUUUAUAAGAAUGAAGCCAUUCAUUGCAGUAAUAUUCAUGCAAGUAGGGCUUGCAGGAAUGGAUAUUCUCUCAAAAGCUGCACUUAAUAAAGGCAUGAGCAAUUACGUCCUCGUUGUCUAUCGCCAUGCCGUUGCCACUCUCGUCAUUGCCCCUUUUGCUGUUUUUCUUGACAAGAAAGUGAGGCCAAGGAUGACUCGUUCAAUCUUCAUCAAGAUACUGGUGCUCAGCUUCCUAGAGCCAGUUAUCGACCAAAACUUGUAUUUCUUAGGGAUGAAGUAUACGACGGCGACGUUUGCAGCUGCUAUAAUCAAUAUUCUUCCGGCAAUUACCUUUUUAAUGGCAUGGAUUGUUAGGCUUGAGAAAGUGAAAAUCAGAUCCCUACACAGCCAAGCAAAGAUAACAGGAACAAUAGCAACAGUUGGAGGAGCCAUGGUGAUGACAUUGAUGAAAGGCCCACCUGUUGAUUUGUUUUCAACUGGAGGAAAAGCCUACCAUCUCAAUGAACAAGCAACUGCAGGUGUAAGUCUCCAUAACUCAAUGAAAGGAGCAAUAAUGAUCACUAUUGGGUGCUUCAGCUGGGCCUGUUUCAUGAUUCUGCAAGCAAUUACACUGAAGACAUACCCUGCUGAGCUCUCUCUCACUGCUUGGAUUUGCUUGUUUGGUACAAUUGAAGGGAGCAUAGCGGCUCUGAUAAUGGAAAGAGGAAAUUAUGGCGUCUGGUCUCUCAGUUGGGACACUAAAUUAGCAGCAGCUGUCUACAGUGGUGUUGUUUGCUCAGGACUUGCUUAUUACAUUCAAGGAGUAGUAAUGCAGGACAGAGGCCCUGUUUUUGUGACAGCUUUUAGCCCUCUAUGCAUGAUUAUAGUUGCUGUCAUGAGCUCCAUCAUUUUGGCAGAGCAGAUGUUCCUGGGCAGGGUAAUUGGAGCAGUCAUCAUAGUUGCUGGCUUAUAUCUUGUUGUGUGGGGCAAAAGCAAGGACUACAACUCAACAUCUCCAACAGUUAAUGACCAGACACUACCAACAAAACAAACAGCAGAAUCAAGAAAUCAUGAGAAAGAAAACUGUGAUGAACAAGUUGUGCAACCGGUCAAUCAGAUAGAGAUACUAUAAUUUUUCUGUUCAACAUCUUUUUUAGCAAAAAAGAGAUGUAAACUAUUAGUUUCUCAUAUAACUAUUAUGAUGAGUUAAUGGUUAGAAGGAAAUGGCUAUCUACAAGAGCUCACAACGUAGUACAUUUGAUAGAGUUGAAUAGUCAUUCGCCAGAUUCCAUAAUGUUUUCACUAUUGCAAUAAUAUUUUUGAGAACAACAUUUAUGGUUUCCUUUA
Messenger RNA from Manihot esculenta (cassava), 1425 nucleotides. Its product is annotated as WAT1-related protein At2g37460. The record is from RefSeq and is a predicted model, not a curated record. Lineage: Eukaryota; Viridiplantae; Streptophyta; Magnoliopsida; Malpighiales; Euphorbiaceae. Gene Ontology annotation, molecular function: transmembrane transporter activity. The coding region runs from base 77 to 1210 and encodes 377 amino acids. Gene Ontology annotation, cellular component: plasma membrane. The transcript is spliced from 7 exons.